This is a messenger RNA of Tribolium madens (black flour beetle), 2271 nucleotides long. It is a transcript of the gene abs, whose product is annotated as ATP-dependent RNA helicase abstrakt. NCBI's taxonomy places the organism in Eukaryota, Metazoa, Arthropoda, Insecta, Coleoptera, Tenebrionidae. Bases 119 to 1978 code for a protein of 619 amino acids. Gene Ontology annotation, cellular component: spliceosomal complex. Gene Ontology annotation, biological process: mRNA splicing, via spliceosome. Gene Ontology annotation, molecular function: RNA binding; RNA helicase activity; ATP binding. The transcript has 10 exons. The record is from RefSeq and is a predicted model, not a curated record.
UUUCAUUUUGCAACACGCGUGACCUCCUGUGGAGAAACAUGACAAUCAACUUGACAAACAGGCAACCUUGAACAUAACCUCAAAAUAUACGUUCUGUUUAUGUGUGAAUUUCUAGAAGAUGGGUGAUAAUGUUCCCCCAGUAAAAAGAUACAGACGUGACGAGAAGGAGGAAGAAAAAUCAGACUCUGACGAUAAUUACGUACCAUACAUCCCAGUUAAAGAACGCAAGAAGCAAAAACUUUUGAAACUUGGACGAUUGGGACAGUUAAAGGAAUCUGAAUUAAACAAACCAAAGUCAUCUAGCGAGAACGAAACAAACGAUGACGAGGAAGAGGAUGAAGUAUGGGGGCGCAAGAACAACAUAUCCCUCUUGGAUCAACACACGGAACUUAAAAAACUGGCAGAAGCCAAAAAGGUGAGCGCUGUGGAACGACAAUUAAAAAAAGAAGAGGAGAUUCUGGAAAUAGUAGCGGAAAAGAAAGCCUUAAUGGGCGUUUCUGAAUUAGCUAAAGGCAUACAAUACAGUGACCCGAUUAAAACUAGCUGGCGACCACCUAGUUACGUGCUUGCAAUGCCGGAGAGCCGCCAUGAGAAAAUCCGAAACGAACUCCGGAUUCUAGUUGAAGGAGAAGACAUACCUCCGCCUCUUAAAUCUUUUCGUGAUAUGAAACUGCAUGAAGGCAUUAUAUCCGGACUGAAAGAAAAGAAAAUUAAAAAGCCAACACCUAUUCAGAUUCAAGGCAUCCCAACAGUAUUAUCAGGUCGGGAUAUGAUUGGGAUAGCAUUCACGGGUUCAGGGAAAACACUAGUCUUCGUUUUGCCCCUCAUCAUGUUUUGCUUAGAACAGGAAGUCAAAUUACCCUUCAUUAAAAAUGAAGGUCCAUAUGGGCUUAUAAUUUGCCCGUCGCGGGAGUUAGCAAAGCAAACUUUCGAUAUCAUACAACAUUUUUGCACCAGUUUGAGAAAACAUGGAAUGCCCGAAAUUAGAACGUCUUUGGCCAUAGGUGGAGUGCCUGUUUCAGAAGCCGUUGAUGUUAUACAAAGAGGUGUGCAUAUUAUGGUAGCCACUCCAGGACGAUUAAUGGAUAUGCUUGAGAAGAAAAUCGUAAAGUUAUCAGUUUGUCGAUAUUUGUGUAUGGAUGAAGCCGAUCGUAUGAUUGACUUGGGUUUUGAAGAAGACGUCAGAACUAUUUUUUCAUAUUUUAAUGGCCAAAGACAGACUUUACUUUUCUCAGCUACUAUGCCCAAAAAAAUACAAAAUUUUGCACGUUCAGCCUUAGUCAAACCUGUAACUAUCAACGUGGGGAGGGCAGGAGCAGCCUCAAUGAACGUCAUACAAGAGGUGGAAUAUGUUAAACAAGAAGCAAAAGUUGUGUACUUAUUGGAAUGUUUACAAAAAACACCACCACCCGUUUUGAUUUUCGCGGAGAAAAAACAGGAUGUGGAUGCUAUUCAUGAAUAUCUACUUCUGAAAGGGGUGGAAGCUGUCGCUAUUCAUGGUGGAAAAGACCAAGAAGAACGUUCGAGAUCUGUUGAAGCAUUCCGUAAGCACGAAAAAGAUGUCCUUGUAGCUACAGAUGUGGCAUCAAAAGGGUUAGAUUUUCCGGAUAUCCAACAUGUUAUAAAUUACGACAUGCCCGACGAUGUGGAAAAUUAUGUUCACCGAAUUGGAAGAACAGGUAGAUCCGGCAAACAAGGGCUGGCGACUACAUUUAUAAACAAAUCCAACGACGAGUCUGUCCUCCUGGAUUUAAAACAUCUACUUAUGGAAGCCAAUCAAAAGGUCCCCGCCUUCUUGAGUGAAUUAUGUUCGGAAAGUGAGAAAUACCUGGACUUGGGAGAUGAAAGAGGAUGCAGUUACUGUGGUGGUUUGGGUCACAGAAUCACCGAUUGUCCGAAAUUGGAAGCUCUUCAAAAUAAACAAGCCUCAAACAUUGGCAGGAGAGACUAUUUGGCCAACACGGCUGCAGAUUAUUAGAUUUUAGUAACAUUUUAUUAAUAUUCCCAAAUCUUACAAUAUAAAAUAUUACACUUACGGAAAAUAUGAUUUACAUUAUCGAAAAAAUUUAAUUUGUUCUUAAAAAAUCGUAAGCUUUUUUUUUCGUUAAGUCCCUUUAAAUAUCAUGUGCGCCAAUAACAACUUCUGUAGCAUGUUUUUAUAACGAGUGACAAAAAAUCUACAAUGACUAGAAAUAUUAACCACAUAGCUUCAAAACAUUUAAGUAACAAAUGCUGAAAUAAACCCACUACAACAUUUACGAGACAGUCACA